Molecule: messenger RNA, 759 nt
Organism: Aureobasidium musti
Lineage: Eukaryota; Fungi; Ascomycota; Dothideomycetes; Dothideales; Saccotheciaceae
Source: the annotation of a GenBank genome assembly
AUGUCAAACCCCUUCCACACCGAACGCCAUGUCACCAACAACGACCUAAUGCGCAACUUCAUCAUCGGCUUCAGCGACGGACUUACGGUACCCUUCGCCCUCACAGCUGGCCUGUCUUCCCUCGGUUCCUCACGCCUUGUCGUUCUCGCCGGACUGGCAGAACUCUUCUCCGGCGCCAUUAGCAUGGGUCUAUCUUCUUUCCUCGCCGCAUCCACAGAUGCAGCACAAUACGCUGUAGAAAUGGCACGCGAAAAGAAAGAAAUCGAAACCGCGCCGUUGGAAGAAGAAAAUGAGAUUUAUGAGAUCUUUGCAGAGUAUGGGAUUGGAAGGGGUCAUGCGUUUAUGGUUGUGGAGAGGUUGAAGGAGGAUCCUGAGAUGUGGGUUAAGCUUACGGAACCAAACCGCGCUGGCGCAUGGAUAGAAGGUUUGGUGAUGGGUUUGUCCUAUCUACUCGGUAACACAUCUCAAAACCACUCAUCUAUUCUUAACCCCCUCACUAACGCAACAGCUACAGGUGGCCUCCUACCCAUGAUCCCCUACUUCGCCUUCAAGAGCACCAAUGAUGCACUAUUUACCUCCAUCGGCAUCACUGUUGUCAUCCUGAUCAUAUUCGGCUACAGCAAAUCUGCAGUUGUUGGCAACACAAAGAGAGACUCCUUUCUUAGUGCUUGUUACACACUUCUUGUAGGGGUUACGGCGGCAGGAACGAGUUAUGGCAUUGUGAGAGGUUUGGAUUCUGUCAACCCUGUCAGGGCCUAG